Thlaspi arvense is the source of this 2202-nucleotide messenger RNA. The record is from the annotation of a GenBank genome assembly. Lineage: Eukaryota; Viridiplantae; Streptophyta; Magnoliopsida; Brassicales; Brassicaceae.
AUGCACUCUUCCAUGUGCUUGGAACUGAAGAGAUUAGUUGAUAGAAUCAUGAGAAUCUUUCCUGAUAUAGAAGAUGCUCGGCCAGGAAGCUCUGCUGGGAUUAAGACUCUAUGUUUGCUCAACAUAGCUCUGGAGAAAGCUAAGCUGCUUCUUCAAUACUGCAGUGAAUCCAGUAAACUCUACAUGGCUGUAACGGGAGAUGCUAUACUCUCAAGAGGUUGUAGAGCAAAGAAAGCAUUAGAGCAACGCUUAAAUGACAUCCGAAGCAUGGUACCGACUGUUUUGGCUACCAAGAUUGCUCAGGUAGUCCAAGAUCUUAGUUCAACUGUUUUGACUCUAGAAUCAUCUGAAGAAGAAGCUGGGAAAGCUGUCAGAGAACUGAUGCAACGGAGCACAUCUUCUUCUGUUUCUUCUGAUGAGAUCAGAGAUUUCCAUUUUGCAGCAUUGAAGCUCCACCUUUCAACACCUGAAGCCAUUGUGAUAGAGAGAAGAUCCCUAAAGUUGCUUUUGGCGAAAUUAGGCGAGUGUCAAGGGGACAAGAGACAGAUUCUGAAGUACCUUCUCUGUCUCCUGAAAAAGCAUGAAAAAAUCAUUUGGAGAGAUCACAAAGAGAACUCUUUCACAAGGCAUCAGCCUGUUAAUGAUUCUCUGUGUGCUAGUGCUGCAGAGGCCGGGUGUUCUGAGGAACGCAAUGCUAAUCUUCCGGAACAAUUUAAAUGCCCUCUUUCCCUUACCGUGAUGUAUGACCCUGUCAUCAUUUCUUCAGGACACACUUUUGAGAGGAUGUGGAUUCAGAGAUGGUUCGACGAAGGUAAUGUUUCAUGUCCUAAAUCAAAAAGGAGACUGGAUGAUUUCACAUUGAUGCCCAACGUAGCGAUGAAGGAUCAGAUAUCAAAAUGGUGCUCCAAGCACGGUCUUGAUGUUCAAGAUCCAACAACGAAGCACACAAAGGCUCUGCACAGCAUUGACUUCUCUGUUUCCAUCGCUAGUUUCGGAAGUUCUCUGUGCAAUAUCCCUGAUCUCAGCGGCUUCUCGAGUACGGAUUUCAGCUCGAGCUUCUCCACUGAUUCGCCGUCCUACUCUAAGAUGUUAAAGGGUGGUUACUUCACUCCAAUGCAGACGAUAAAUUCCGAGUCAGGCACUGUUACCACAGAUUCUUGUAACAGCGAGAUGGAGAUAGAGCCCUUAUGUGAACUCACCAACCUUCCAUGGGAAGCGCAGAUCAAGGUCAUCGAAGAUGUAAGAAGUCGUUAUGAGCACAACACUCGGGCCUUUCGGUUUAUGUCACCGAGUAAAUUUCUUGAGCCACUUAUCACAUACCUGAAGAAUGCAUAUGAAAGAAAUGGCACAACGGGAGAUAUAAUAAAGGGUGGAAUGGGUUUGUUAUUGGAUUUCCUCAAUGGAAAUAGGAAGGCUAUAGAAUCUUUGGAAGAAGAUGUUUUCAAGACGUUGUCGGUCUUUCUCGGGUCCGAGGUAGUAGCUGAAGAAGCUCUGAACAUACUUAAGGUUCUCUCUAACCAUUCGCACUGUCUCUCCAAGAUAACUUCAUCAGUCUCUCUCUCUUCCCUUCUGAGGAUCGCCGAGUCUGGAGCAGAACAUCUGCAAGAACAAGCUAUGAUCACACUCAAGAACCUUUCCUCAAGCAAUGAGAUUUGUCUGGAAAUGGUAGCUCUCGAUUUCAUCCAGAAGCUCACAUCUUUCUUGCAACAGAAUGUUUUCAGCAAACACUCGAUCAUCAUUCUGAAAAACCUCUGCAACGCCGAGAAAGGCCGGGUUUGUAUGACCGAAACCCCGGGUUGUAUAGCUUCCAUAGCUGAAUUACUCGAGUCAAAUGUUCCCGAGGAGCAAGAGAAUGCAAUCUCCAUCCUCCUACAGCUCUGUGUGCAGAAGAUAGAAUAUUGUUAUAUUGUCGUGAAAGAAGGCGUUGAUCUUUACUCAUCUCUUCUCUUGAUAUCCAACAAUGGAACCGAGGAAGCGAAGGUGGGUGCAUCAGAAUUGCUUAGAGCUCUCGAAGAAGUAGAUUUAGACAGAGAAGAAGAAAAAGAAGAAGAAGAGGAAACCUGCAGACCAGAAGAAGAAGCAACUGUCGCAACUAUUGCACAGGUUGUUACUCAUCAGAAACCUAUAAUAACAGCACCAUCUCCAAAGAAAUCAGGUCUUUUUGGAUUCAGUAUCUCCAUUCUCAAGAAGAAGAAAAGAUAA